AUGACAACAAUGGCCUCGCUCACCCAACAUGACCUCUCAAUUCUUGAGAAAAUCAAAGAUCCCGAAUCUGGACCUUCAGCACCUCUCCUAAUCGACGAUACCCUUCCAAAAGAUCCCAAUAUCACAGAUCAAUCCACAUACCUGAAAGUCAGCCAAAUCGAGCGCUCCAUCAUCUCCUCGAUCCAACAGAUCGAACUUCAGAUAGCCGGUCUGAAACCCGAAUCACCAGACUCUGAAUCGCCAUUAUCACAAUAUUUAGAAUGUGUCAAACGGUUAGACGAUCUCAUAGAAGAGUAUCCCAACUACGCCAGCGCGAGGAACAACCGAGCCCAAGCUCUGAGAAGGAUAUACGGCGACAGCCUCCUCGUCUCAAAUCCCACAUCCCCUUCUCCACAAGAAAAUAUUCUUGUCCCUUCACCCUCACAACCCACACUCCUCUCCGCCUCAACAACCAUCCUCACCGACCUCAGCACAGCCAUCACCCUCCUCACACCACGCACCCCCUUCUCACCACUCUCACCCCAAACCGCCAAAACUCUUUCGCAAGCGUACACCCAGCGCGGCGCCCUGUACCACCUUACAGCAAAAGCACUCGCUGUCAAUGGAGCGGAGCUGAGGAUUGAAGAGGGAAGGAGGGAGAAGGACUGGAAGGCGGUGGAGUGGGAGGAGAAUGCGUCGAGGGAUUUUAUGGUUGGUGGGAGGUUUGGGAAUGAGAUUGCGAAGGCGUUGGCGGUGGCGGCGAAUCCGACGGCCAAGUUGUGUGGGGAGAUGGUGAAGGAGGCGAUGAGGAAGGAGUAUGCUGGGGGGAAGUAG
Cadophora gregata is the source of this 813-nucleotide messenger RNA. RefSeq lists its product as uncharacterized. The record is from RefSeq and is a predicted model, not a curated record. Gene Ontology annotation, biological process: cilium assembly. Bases 1 to 813 code for a protein of 270 amino acids. Lineage: Eukaryota; Fungi; Ascomycota; Leotiomycetes; Helotiales; Ploettnerulaceae. The transcript has a single exon.